AGCUGUAGGGACACUGCUGGUGGUUUGUGAGCUCCUCGGCCGGAAAAAUAGGGAUCUUUGUAUCUACCCCUGGUAGUAGUAGUAGUCCACAAAUCCGUCAACAACAGGGAUCAGCCAUGCCUUUCGGUAACACGCACAACCAGAUGAAGAUGAAAUACGCCUCGGAGCAAGAGUUCCCGGACCUCAGCAAACACAACAAUCAUAUGGCCAAGGUCCUGACUCCUGCUAUUUACGAAGGGCUGAGGAGCAAACAGACACCCAGUGGAUUUACUCUGGAUGAUGUCAUUCAGACUGGGGUUGAUAACCCAGGCCACCCCUUCAUUAUGACUGUGGGCUGUGUCGCUGGAGACGAGGAGACAUACGAGGUCUUCAAGGAGCUGCUGGACCCCGUGAUCCAGGACAGACAUGGAGGAUACAAACCCACAGACAAGCACAAGACUGACCUCAACUCCGACAACUUGAAGGGCGGUGACGACCUCGACCCCAACUACGUUCUGAGCUCCCGUGUCCGAACAGGACGCAGUGUCCGUGGGUUCUGCCUGCCACCACACUGCAGCAGAGGAGAGAGGCGUGCUGUGGAGAAGCUCUCCAUUGAAGCUCUGGCCUCUCUGAGCGGAGACCUGAAGGGGAAAUACUACGCCCUGAAGAACAUGACAGAUGCCGAGCAGCAGCAGCUCAUCGACGACCACUUCCUGUUCGACAAGCCAGUGUCUCCUCUCUUGCUGGCCUCAGGGAUGGCCCGUGACUGGCCUGACGCCAGGGGCAUCUGGCACAAUGACAACAAGACAUUCCUGGUGUGGGUGAAUGAGGAGGACCACCUGCGUGUGAUCUCUAUGCAGAAAGGAGGCAACAUGAAGGAAGUGUUCAAUCGCUUCUGCACCGGACUCACCAAGAUUGAGACCCUGUUCAAGGACAGAGGCCACGCCUUCAUGUGGAAUGAGCACUUGGGCUACGUCCUCACCUGCCCAUCCAACCUGGGUACUGGCCUGCGUGCAGGUGUGCACGUGAAGCUGCCCAACAUGAGCAAACAUGCCAAGUUUGAGGAGAUUCUCAAGAGGCUGAGGCUCCAGAAACGUGGAACAGGUGGCGUGGACACGGCUGCUGUGGGCGGAGUCUUUGACAUUUCUAACGCUGACAGACUGGGCUUCUCUGAGGUGGAGCUGGUGCAGAUGGUGGUUGAUGGAAUCAAGCUGCUGAUUGAGAUGGAGAAGAAGCUGGAGAAGGGCCAGUCCGUUGACGACAUGAUGCCCGCCCAGAAGUAAAGCCAUCCUGACGCCCACCCCACGCCAUUCCCCCUUCCUAAUUCUCUCUCCCUCUCCCUCUCCCUUCCAUCUCCCCUCUGUCUGAAUGAAUGUUUGACUCUGUCCUGGAAUGCACUCUGUAUUAUGCAGUUUGGAUUUGUUUAUUUAAAAUGAAAUGGUUCCUGUAAGGUGAGGAUGGAUUUGAAAUAAAAUAAAGUUCUGGUUGAA
Seriola dumerili (greater amberjack) is the source of this 1469-nucleotide messenger RNA. RefSeq names its product creatine kinase B (gene ckba). Bases 117 to 1262 code for a protein of 381 amino acids. Gene Ontology annotation, molecular function: creatine kinase activity. The record is from RefSeq and is a predicted model, not a curated record. NCBI's taxonomy places the organism in Eukaryota, Metazoa, Chordata, Actinopteri, Carangiformes, Carangidae. The transcript has 8 exons. Gene Ontology annotation, biological process: phosphocreatine biosynthetic process.